Molecule: messenger RNA, 1163 nt
Organism: Mus caroli (Ryukyu mouse)
Lineage: Eukaryota; Metazoa; Chordata; Mammalia; Rodentia; Muridae
Gene: Rrp36
Product: ribosomal RNA processing 36
Biological process (GO): maturation of SSU-rRNA from tricistronic rRNA transcript (SSU-rRNA, 5.8S rRNA, LSU-rRNA)
Cellular component (GO): nucleolus; 90S preribosome
Source: RefSeq, a predicted model, not a curated record
GACGCGGGAGCUCGUCGUGAGCGGAAGUCGUGCAAGUUUUCAACCCGGACUACGGAAGACAUGCGGAAGGCUGGUUCUAGUGCUAAGGCCGGGGCCGAAGGUCCUCACCGUGCUAUGGAGGGCGGGGAGGUGACUGGCGGCCGGCCGAAGGCAGACACAUCUGACAUGUCAUUUGAGGAGCUGUUGAGAUUACCGGGCCAAGGGAGACCCAAGGCACACAAACAAUUGGUAGCUGAAAACAGCACUAAAACGCAAAGCCCCCGACAACCCGUGUGUGUCGCCGAUAAGCACCGGCCUCUGGAAAUGUCAGCCAAAGUCCGGGUGCCAUUCUUACGUCAGGUGGUGCCCAUCAGUAAAAAGGUCGCCCGAGACCCCCGCUUUGAUGAUCUGUCAGGGGACUAUAACCCGGAAGUGUUUGACAAAACUUACCAGUUCCUGAAUGAUAUCCGAGCCAAGGAGAAGCAGCUUGUGAAAAAACAGUUGAAGAAGCAGCGCUCAGGGGAGGAGCACGAGAAACUGCAGCAGCUGCUUCAGCGGAUGGAGCAGCAAGAGAUGGCACAGCAGGAACGCAAGCAGCAGCAGGAGCUGCGCUUGGCCUUGAAGCAGGAGCGCCGGGCUCUGGCACAGCAGGGCCAUCGGCCAUACUUCCUGAAGAAAUCUGAGCAGCGGCAGCUGGCCCUGGCUGAGAAGUUCAAGGAGCUGAGACGCAGCAAGAAGCUGGAGAGUUUCCUGAGUCGAAAGAGGCGGCGGAACGCAGGCAAGGACAGGAGGCACCUCCCGCUGAGCAAGGAGUAGUAAGAACUGUCCCAGGAGACCUGAUAUGUGGGAACAGACGGGGCUGGGCUUGGCCAGGUCGGGAUCUUUUCCUGCUCAGAAGCAAGCAUGAUGACUGACUACCACUGACCUAGGCUGGCUCGGAAGACCAGCGUGCUCUUGGACUGUGCUAGGGCUGCACAGCAGCCAGACCUCCGCCUUCCUUCCAUGUCACACCUCCUCUCUCUGGAAUCUCGUCCAUGAACAUCUGGUCUCAUGGUCUCAUCCCAGCCUUGCCUUAAGCCAGUGACUCAAAUGAAGAGGGGGCGUGGCUGUGGUCAUGUGAGCUUUCAGGUCAGGGACUUCACAGAAGAGCCACUUUGGAAACAAGCCUGUUUCUCCUUGUUUUA